AUGGUCAAGAUUUACGCCAUCUCGGCAGCUCUGCUGACUGCCAGUCUCUUUUCCUUGUCUCAUGCCCAUCCUGAGGAGCAUGAGCUGGCCGACGCUCUUUCGAAGAGAGCCGAGCAUGCCGCCAUCGUUCAGCGUGGACUCGAAGACUGCUACAACCAUCCCAAGUACCUUGAGAUGCAGAAGCGUGGUCAGGAGAGACGCUGGGAGAAGGCUCAGCAGCUCAGGAAAGCUCGUGGUAUUCAUGAAUCGACCCCAUUCAAGACCAGACGUGACCUUGCCGCGCUUGAAUCCUUCGAGGAGGUUAACCACAACUUGACCUCGCUUGGCUAUACCGACUCUACUGCUCCAUCUGUCCUGUUCGCCAACUACAAGAACGCCUCUUGCAUCCUCACGCCUGAGGUAGUUGUCGGCCCGUACUUCGUCAUCGGAGAACACUAUCGUACCAAUGUCGUUGAAUCUCAGGGAGGCGUACCUGUCCACUUGGAGUAUCAAUAUAUCGACACCAGCACAUGCGAGCCUGCUACAGGGCUCUAUCUGGAAGCGUGGCAAGCAAACAGCACUGGAGUUUAUAGCGGUGUUGUCGCUUCCGGCAACGGUAACGAUGCUGAUACUAGCAAUCUCGUGAGUUCUUCUGAAGACACCACCUUCCUCCGUGGUGUAACGAAGGUGGACAGCGAUGGUGUUGGUUAUUUCGACACCAUCUUCCCUGGACACUAUGCUGGAAGAGCAACUCAUAUUCAUCUGAUUGCCCAGCAGAACGGCACCGUCUAUGCUAACGGCACUUACUCCGGUGGCACCGUCUCGCACGUUGGUCAACUCUUCUUCGACGAGUCACUUAAGAGUGCUGUGUACGACACUUAUCCUUACACUACCAACACUCAAUCAUACACCACUAAUGACGACGAUAUGUGGGCUCCCGAUCAGGCGGACAACAACUACGAUCCAAUCCCAGAUUAUGCAUACCUUGGUGAAGACAUCUCUGACGGUCUUCUUAUCAUUCUGACGAGGCUUAGUGUCGGUAUCAACAUGUCCGCUGAAUACACUGUCACUGCUGCAGCUACUUUGACAGCUGAUGGUGGCGUUGCUUCCAAUGAUGCUGCCGAUGGCGCUUCUGGUUCUGGAGCUGGC
Messenger RNA from Aureobasidium melanogenum CBS 110374, 1128 nucleotides. RefSeq names its product aromatic compound dioxygenase. The transcript has 4 exons. Gene Ontology annotation, molecular function: oxidoreductase activity, acting on single donors with incorporation of molecular oxygen, incorporation of two atoms of oxygen; iron ion binding. Lineage: Eukaryota; Fungi; Ascomycota; Dothideomycetes; Dothideales; Saccotheciaceae. The annotation marks the transcript as partial. The record is from RefSeq and is a predicted model, not a curated record.